Molecule: messenger RNA, 294 nt
Organism: Aspergillus piperis CBS 112811
Lineage: Eukaryota; Fungi; Ascomycota; Eurotiomycetes; Eurotiales; Aspergillaceae
Exons: 2
Coding region: 1-294 (97 amino acids)
Source: RefSeq, a predicted model, not a curated record
AUGCGUAAAACAAGUCGCCCUAGAACACUUCCCCUCAUAUCCUCUCAAUGUCAUCCCGACAACUCACUCCCGUACUGUGCAACGUGUCUCCUAUACCACUCGCUAUGGCCUCUUCCACCCGUCGCUGUCCAUCAGAACUCCCCUCUUCCUCCGGCCCGAUUCCCCAUGGGUAGAGAUGGCCUGCAUAGGAUGGCAACAAGGCCAUCGGAUGCCGAACUAUUUGCCGACACACCAAUCCCCAGAGGUCUCUCAACUUAUAGCCCAUGGCUAUACUCCUAUACACACCUGAUCUGA